Messenger RNA from Knipowitschia caucasica, 327 nucleotides. Lineage: Eukaryota; Metazoa; Chordata; Actinopteri; Gobiiformes; Gobiidae. The record is from the annotation of a GenBank genome assembly.
AUGGCGUACCAGCUGUACAGAAACACCACGCUGGGCAACAGUCUGCAGGAGAGUCUGGACGAGCUCAUUCAGACGCAGCAGAUAACCCCUCAGCUUGCGCUCCAGGUGCUGCUGCAGUUUGACAAAGCCAUCAACACAGCGCUGGCCAACAGGGUCCGAAACAGAGUCAACUUCAGAGGCUCCCUGAACACCUACAGGUUUUGUGACAACGUGUGGACCUUUGUCCUGAACGACGUGGAGUUCCGAGAGGUCACAGAUCUGGUCAAAGUGGACAAGGUCAAGAUUGUGGCGUGUGACGGCAAAAAUACUUCUAAUGCAGCGGAGUGA